AUGCUAUCCUACUCUGGAAGAUUGCAGCUUAUCAAAUCUGUACUAUUUGUCAUUCAAACAUAUUGGGCACAAGUUUUCUUAUUGCCUAAGAAGAUUAUGAAGAUGAUUGAGACUAUUUGCAGAACUUUUCUUUGGACUGGAUCAAAUGCCAUUUCAAGAAAAGCAUUGAUAGCUUGGGACAAGAUUUGUCAACCAAAAACUACAGGAGGGCUGAACAUCAUCAAUAUGAGGGUAUGGAACAAAGCUGCAAUUAUCAAACAACUGUGGGCUUUGGCAAUGAAGAAGGAUGCCUUAUGGAUUAAAUGGACACACAGCUACUAUAUCAAGAACAAAGACAUUGCAGAAAUUAACACAUCUAGGACAACAGCUUGGGUGAUUAGGAAAAUCAUAGAGGCAAAGAAAGAAGUGAUACAUAUGAACUCAAUGCAUGGGAGUGUCAUAUCAACUUUAGCAGACUUGGUGAAACAGGGCAGAUUCCAAAUUCAAAAGGCCUAUGUCCAGUUAAUGCCUCAGCUUCCCAAAGUUAGCUGGAAAAGCAUUCAUCUACACACACAGAUUCAUCCACGGUUCGAACUUCACUUAUGGCUGGCCAUUCAUCAGAGAAUAGCAACCGUGGACAGACUUCUCGAGUUUGGGAUUCAAGUACCACCUUAUUGUGUAUUGUGCAGGUACUAUGGAAACAUUGGACCAUUUGAAGAGAUAGCAUGGAUCAGCAGUAUAGCCAAAGGGAAGAAUGGAAAAGCAGAAAUCACUACAGCAGCAUUUGCUAUGGUAGUAUACUGUAUUUGGCGAGAAAGAAACUCCAUCAGAUUUCAAAAGGGUCGUUACAUGGUGGAUGAGCAUGCAAGGAGAUAG
Messenger RNA from Nicotiana attenuata, 855 nucleotides. RefSeq lists its product as uncharacterized. Bases 1 to 855 code for a protein of 284 amino acids. Lineage: Eukaryota; Viridiplantae; Streptophyta; Magnoliopsida; Solanales; Solanaceae. The record is from RefSeq and is a predicted model, not a curated record. The transcript has 2 exons.